Molecule: messenger RNA, 321 nt
Organism: Dracunculus medinensis (Guinea worm)
Lineage: Eukaryota; Metazoa; Nematoda; Chromadorea; Rhabditida; Dracunculidae
Source: the annotation of a GenBank genome assembly
AUGCGAUACGUUGCAGCAUACAUGUUGGCUGCAAUAGGUGGAAGGCACGGCGUUUCAAAAAUUGAUAUUGAAAAUAUUCUUGGUGCAGUUGGAAUUGAUUGUGAUAAUGAACAGGCAGCGGCAGUUGUGCAAAAAAUGAGUGGUAAAACAAUUGAUGAAUUAAUUGCUAACGGAUCUCGUUAUCUUGCUGUAGUUUCUUCGAUAACUUCUUCAGCCACUUCAGAUAUAAAAGGUGCACCAGCAGUUGAAACAAAUAAAGAAGAAAAGAAGGAAGAAAAAGAAGAAUCAGAUGAUGAUAUGGGCUUCGGAUUAUUUGAUUAA